AUGUUGUCACAAAUUCAACAUUUAGCUCAAAAAGGUUUACAAGCUGGUUUCUUAAAAUCUCUUGCAUCAACUACAAUAAAUAAUGAUACACUUCCAUUAAUUUUUCAUUAUGGGCCAUUUACUUCCAAUCUUUUCUUUUAUUUUCGUCAUGAAUGGAUUCAAUCAUUCAUACGAAAUAGUUGUGGUCGUUAUAAUUUUCUUUGGCUUGAUUCAAUUAAUCAAACAGAUCAAACAUCUAAUAUAACAAUUGGUUGGCAAACAAACAUUUCCAAUAAUAAUACUCAACUACCAUUAAUACUUAAGCGUGAAAAUCAAGAAAAUAAUGAUUAUCUUUGUAUAAAUUAUAUAAAACCUCAUCAUGAUAUUAAUUUAAACCAAUUAGCAAAUGAACGAACAUGUUUUUGGAAAAAAUAUUUUUCCAAACGUGAAAAACUUGAAUGUAUAUCAUCAAAACAAAAUCAAUUUAAUAUAAGCUAUCGUCUUUCAUCUGAUAUUGUACCAUAUGAUUUAGAAACAAUACAAUCAAAUAAUGAUACAUCAUUAAAUUUAUUAUUAAAUAUCAAUCAUACAUUAAUAACAUUAUUAAUUGAUUCAGAAAUGAAAUGCUUACAUCCAUUAUUAACAGCAUAUCAAAUUAGAAUAGAAUCAACAUUAAAAACAACAGAACUUUGUUUUUAUUUAUCUAAAUUAUUAACAUCUAAAUAUCAUUUACGUGUAUUACAUUUAAUUAAUAACGAUGAUAAAAAUGAUUUUAUACCAUUUCAUAUAUUACUUAAUGAUGAUACAUUAAAGAAUGGUCUUUGUAAUGUAUGGAAUCGUGAUACACAAUUAAAUGAACAGAUACAUGUAAAACAAGUUGCAAAACGUUUAGCAGAUUAUUUUAAAGCUCUAGAAGAUUUUGUGUAA
Molecule: messenger RNA, 906 nt
Organism: Rotaria sp. Silwood2
Lineage: Eukaryota; Metazoa; Rotifera; Eurotatoria; Philodinida; Philodinidae
Source: the annotation of a GenBank genome assembly